Molecule: messenger RNA, 2150 nt
Organism: Musa acuminata AAA Group (dessert banana)
Lineage: Eukaryota; Viridiplantae; Streptophyta; Magnoliopsida; Zingiberales; Musaceae
Exons: 2
Coding region: 1533-2108 (191 amino acids)
Source: RefSeq, a predicted model, not a curated record
GACUCCCAUUUCGGAUCUGAAAACACACCCCGAGCUAAAGAAAAGACUCGAAAGUCUAUGCUUACACAAAGUGACAAGUAAUAAUGAUUAUGGCAUUCCAGGAUACAUGUGGAUCUGCCAUGGCAGGUUUAGCUUUUUUGUUUGGAGAUAAUGCAGUGCACCUAAAAUGAAUGGGUCUUCUUCUUAUUCUGUCAUUGUCCCUUCUUGGCAUCGUCUCGAGGCAUCUUUUCUCCCUUCAUACAUACUUCAACUGCAGUUGGCCAAGCUAUUGCAUUGGGAUUUGUUCCAGUAGAGUCUGUGUGGAGAAUCUUGAGGUGCUCCUCUGCCUCAUCAGCAAGGAAUGCUGCGUUCCAUCUUUCCAUAGCACAAGAGUGAAGCUGAUAGAAGACUUCAGGUGAGGAUUUCCUUUCACCAUUUCUCCCUCAGAUUAUAUAGCGAGUAAUUUGGGAAAGCAUAUAUUGUUCUUAGAUUUCUUCAGCUAAUAUCAAGGGGAAGAGGAUGGAUGGACCCUGUAAUCUUCUUCUUCUUCUUCUUCUUUCCUGGACUAGAAAACAGGCUGCUUAUAUUUCCUCCAGAUGACAAAACAUUUACUGUUCAAUUUCUUUUCUUAGGUGUUGAUCUUUGUUUCACCAAGAAACAUCCUUCCGUGCUUCUGAGAGUUACUCAAGUUCCCAUACAGAGCAGUUUCUUUGGAAGAAACUGGUUGAAAACCUCUCACCUCCUCAAAUAGUUUGUGGAAAUGAUCUACUGAAUCCUUUUAAUAUGCAGGACUGAGCUCAACAUGAAGAAUCAUAGUCUCAGACUGUUUAGAAUACCUACUCUUCUGUUGCUGAACAUGAGACUGAUCUAAUCUUACUUGUUUGUCAUCACCUUUCUUCCGAUAGGCAGAGUAGCUGCAGACUGAAUAAUCUGGUAGAGCUUUUUUGCCUAACAAAAAGAAGCUCAGAUGGGUACAAUCAAGAAGAUUAGCUGACUGAUAAGUAGCCUAGCUUUUGGAGGCAACCUGAAUUCCUAUCCUUUGCUUGAUUCAAUCAACUUGCAACACUAGUUCUUGCAGGUUUUCAUUCAGUUCUUGGAAGACAGAAUCUGAAGCAGACAAUAGAGUCCAGAAGUUGCAGUGUUUUGAACUCCAUUCUUGAUGAGUGAUGUCCUGAGGCAUGCAGAAAUUUAGUUCUUGGCACUAUCUUAAGCAUCUUUCCUCUUCAUGUAUGUAUGUAUACAUGAACUGCAAUUGGCCAAGACACAAGAUGCCAAAUGAUCAUUGAAUGAUGAGAUGCUCAGCUCAGUAAUAAUUAUGGGACCACUGUCACUUGUUCAUCAUUUGUUCUUUUUUUCUUGAAGGAAAUGCUUAUUUUGUUCAUCAGCUUAUUUUUCUGAAACUUUUGCAGAUCAAUCAACCAUUGUUUAGGAUAAUUUCUUCUUCAAAAGAUUAGCCAAGAAUAGCAAGAAUCCAAAACAAAAUUGGCCUUAUCCAACAGAGCAUCCCAAGUAUCACUCCCCAAACAUCAUCUUCAAUCCAUUUCUGAAAACCAAUGGAGAGAUGCAUGAAGCAGUAUGACAAGGACUACAUGGAAAUGAAAACGAUCAUGUUAAAGCAGGAAGGAACUUUCAGACACCAGGUCCACGAACUCCAUCGUCUGUACCAAAUUCAGAAACUGUUGAUGCGAAAUACAAAGACUGCUGCCAUGAAAAUGCGACGACAUAUGAAGCCAGAAACUGAGUUAUGGAAUGUAGAGAACGAGACAGCAUCUCACAGAAACUCACACAGGAGGCAACCUCUUUGUUCUCUUGAUCUGGAAGCCCCAGCAGAGUACAUCAGAAGGCACAAUGGAGAUGAAGAGAGUGAGUUGGAGCUGACACUUGCUACCGGAAGCAGCAGAUCUCAACGGAAGAGAAAAUAUGCUACGUUUACUUCAGAUUCAGGAUCAACCUUUUCUUCAUCCUCAAUUGAAUCUGGGGGUUUAGUCUCAGAUAUAUCCACCAGGUUCAGAAAUGAAGGAAAGAGUGGGCUCAACAUCGAGGAACAGAUGAGACAGGAUGCAGCAAAACAUCCUCCUUGGCUCUUCCAAUGUACCAAACAAGACAUGGUGGCUUCUUUCAGAUUGUAAUGAUUCAUAUGAUUCUAGCUUUCUACCACAUUUGACCUCUUA